Messenger RNA from Protopolystoma xenopodis, 477 nucleotides. The record is from the annotation of a GenBank genome assembly. Lineage: Eukaryota; Metazoa; Platyhelminthes; Monogenea; Polystomatidea; Polystomatidae.
AUGCUCCCCAAGUGCAAGUUCCUCUCAUUGGCCAUCCUCCAAUCAGAGCUCAGUCUGGAGGUAUUUAAGGCGGCAUCGCCACCUCAGGCCGGAUCCUGUAGUUGCGGCUCAGCCUUUCACAUGAUCUGUGAAGACGAACCAGCAUUGCUUUGCUGCUCUCCUCGAAGGCCCCGACCCCGGCACUCUCCCACUCCGACUAACCCACUCGUCGCCCGGGCCUCCUACGCCGAGAUGGCCGGACAGGUCUGUACAACCCUUGGAAGCAGUGAAGAUCGGACCAGUGGGAGGCCGAUACAGCCGACUAUCGAUCAGCGGGGAACAUACAUGUGUUGCCAGGGCCUCCGUAAAUUAACCAAUGUUCCCACAUUUCUUCUGCUAAUGGUGGCCUCUCUCGUGGGACUCUCCGUUAUCGUCAACAUGGGCCUCUGUAUCUCCUGUCUUGUGGGCAAGCGCAACACGGAAAGGCUUGGAAAAUGA